Messenger RNA from Necator americanus (New World hookworm), 435 nucleotides. RefSeq lists its product as uncharacterized. The coding region runs from base 1 to 435 and encodes 144 amino acids. Lineage: Eukaryota; Metazoa; Nematoda; Chromadorea; Rhabditida; Ancylostomatidae. The transcript is spliced from 6 exons. The record is from RefSeq and is a predicted model, not a curated record. Gene Ontology annotation, molecular function: protein heterodimerization activity; DNA binding.
AUGCCCGAUCCAGUUGGCAGCAUGUUGCGAAAUUCCCGGAACCUCUCUUACUCACCAUGCGCUCCUCUAGCUUUGGACCGAUAUCAUCACCAUACUCGUUUACGCAUCACUAGAAAUCACAUGAGCAUCGUUAGCACCGCUAAAGUCACAAAUUCCACUUCGAACAAAAGCAGAAAAUCAAAAUCACUGAAGAAAAGGGAUACUUGUAUAUCUAAAGCUUCAUUUGCGAGAAUUUUACGAAACGUCAGCUGCAGGGAAAGAGCACCGUCAAGAAAAUUAAGAUGGAGUAAACAUGCAGAAUGGGCUUUACAAAUUGUAGCUGAAAGGUACCUGAAUGAAGUGCUUAAUAAGACAAGUCUAAUCGCACGGAUAAACAGGCGAAUAACUGUCAAAGUUUCAGACAUUACUUCGUUCUACAUAGCCACAACUAAUUGA